GCUUGGAUGAGACUGUUCUGAAGAGCAGUGUGGCACAGGGUGCUGGUUUCUCUGGCUAUGGAGAACAGAAUGUCAGAUGCAGCAUAAUUUCACUGCUGUGAUGAAGUAGAACAGAGCUUCUGUGGUCCGAAGUCCAAAUGCAUUCAUACAUUGAAGCCCACCCACAUGUGGUCACUAGAGGGUUUUUUUCCAGAAAACAAAAUAAAACAAAACCAACCACAGGUAGUUGCAAAGGAGCAAGACUUCAGUAGCAAAUAAGAAAAAAGCCUCAGGAAAAGUCCAAGGUGCCUUGGAACAGAUGUGUGGGAAAAGUGCUGGGACCAGAGGCUGGAGGGAGCCUGGGGCUGUGACUGAGAGAUGGGAAGAAAAGGGAAGCUGUGGCAGUGCCCAGCAGAGAUGACUGAGUUUAUCCCUUGGGAAAUGGAAUAAGGAUUUGAGUAAAAGAGCAAGCUUUAGUCUUUCAAGUCCUUUGCCAAAGUAACGCAGAUAAGUGUAAAUUUUAUUAUAUCCUACCAACAGCUUUAAGGACAAAAACAUCUUUGCUUCUAAAUACAGUUAAAAUCAGUUUGGGUCUAAAAAAAUUUUAAAAGGUGAAUUUAGCACAGUGCUACCUGAGUAUAAAUGUUGAUUAGGCAGCUUUGCUCCUGGCACACAGAAAUUACUUAAUACAACCACAGUAUCAAACAGAAGAGACACAACAAUAGUGAGCUUUCUGUCCCAUUAUCUUCAAAUAAUGCACUGAGAUUUAUUUCAGCCAUAUUGCAAUAGCUGCAGCAGCUAAUUUAGUGGAAGAAAUAAUAAACAAUACAGAGAAACAAGUCCAGUUAUUUGCUUACUUAAUAGACUUCCUGAAGCUGGAAGUAAACAGUGUUUAUAGUAUCAAAAUUCCCUGCAUACAACCUUCCUCUCCACCGUAACUGGCAGUUUACUGUAAACAUCAGAGUAUAAACAUGUCUUGAGGUUGGUAAGUUGAAUACUAAUUAAUUUGAGCAGAUUUUUCUAGAUGUAAGGGAUAGUAUGAAAGGCCACAGGACAUAAAUAAACAGGCAGCAAAAACUGGCAUCUAGCUAGGAAUACUGGAUGGCAGGUGAAAAUGUCUGUGGAGGACCAACCUCAUUGAGGCCUGUAAAGUUUUUGAGUGUAGAAAUGUGCUUUAUUGUUUCUGUGGAAGCCACUAGAGAGCAGCAUAUAUUUCAGGAAUGUUGAGUCAUGAAUGUAACUGAUAAAUUGACAUUGAGAUGAUCAAUCAGGUAACUACAGAAAAGAGGCAGAACUGGGGCACUACUUGCCUGACUUUCUUACAGAGGCCAUUUUGUUUGAUGAAACUGAGGGGUGGAGAAACAUUUGCACACACGAAAAAGUUAGAACUCCAGCAAAAAUAUCAAGGGAUUUCAUCCUUGUCCACCCUAAUGAAUAAGUGCUGGAGAAAAAAAGGUUUCCAAUGAGAAAUAGAAACUUCCUGCUGUCUGGAACUGCUGUCUUUUCAAUGGGUUGACCAACACAAUGCUUCCUUGUGAUCUUUGGGUAAAAGAAGAAUCAUGAAAAUUAAGUUGAAGGAAGCAAAGAGAAAGAGAAGGCAAAAGAUGUGCGAUUCUGAGCAGAGAUUUCUUUUACAAUACUUUGUAAAACAAAGAGAAGCUACAAUCUCUUUACAUUAAGUUUGUCAUAUAAGAUUGACUUUGCAAGUCUGAAUGGUGUUAAAUCAACUCAGCAGUCCAACAAUAAAAGUAAUCGAGAUAUCUGAGAGAAAGGAUAGAAAAAUAUGAACUAGAAGAAGAUUAAAGAAGUCAGAAAUGCUAAACAAGAACAGAUCAAGCAUAUGCCUUUGGCCCAAACUUGAAAACUGAGGGAACAGAAAGAUGAAGCAGAAAAAGGACAAUGCAAGUGACCUGGCAAUUGCACCAUGGUACUGCCUCAGAGCACUGAGAGGGCUGUUUACAUAUAUUAUGAAUAAUGAACCCUUACCCUGUGUGCUGGAGCUACUAGUCAGCCUACAGCAUCUGUACCAGCCCAGAGGGAUUUCAGAAGAACCCACCAUUUCAUUUUCUUCUAGUCACAAAGAAGCCACGACUGGAAGCUCUGGAUACAAGCAGAUGAAAGGGUAAGAAACAUAUUAUCACCAUCCCAAACAUUGAAUACUUCUGAAAAAAUACAUCUCACAAUAAGCACUUCCCCAGGACCUUGUGUGAACUAUUUAACAAGAGCACAAAGACAGGUGGCUUUGCCAGCCAGGCAAGAUCUUAAGAUGUAGAUGUUUAUGUUUUUUUAACCUCCAAUUAUCUCUCUGGAGUAGAGGAGACUGCUUUUAAGGCUGCACAGAGCAGGAAGUGCUAGGUAUAUUCAUAAAGGUGUGGCUUAGCUCCCUAGCAAUUCCUUGGCAACAGGGACAGCUAGCCUUAAGUAAAACAAACAGGCUUUGUGGAAAUCAAAAGUUGAGAUGCAAGCUGUUCACAUCUCUUUGAUUAAAGCAGCCAGUCUUUGAUUGAAGGUGAUGGUCUCCACCUUGUUCCCUCAAAACAAACAGAUUCACAAGGUUUGGAUAGAUAAAUCUUGAUAACAGUGCAAAAUAUAGAAUGUUUUUUAAAGUCAGUUUUGCAACAUGCAUUGUGAGAAAAGGAGAAAUUUACACCUCAAUUUAUCAAAAAAUUGAUGUUUUAUACGUCCUCUGGGACUUCUCAUAGAUAGAAUGUAAUCCAGAGUUUUCAAGAACUUUCAAGAACAGCAGGAAGACCUGAUCUCACGUCUUAUGUCUAUAUAAAGUAUGUAUAAAAUGCUGCCCAUUGUGACUCAUGUAUGACAAUGACAGCUGGCCUGAGUGCCCUUAGUGAGGCUGCAGGUGUUCAGCGGUACCUGGCCCUAGAAAAGCUUGAUGUGCCCUAAAGCCAUGGAGUCGUGAUGCUAUGAGGCAGAAGUGUCCCCUCAUUUGCCCAAUACCAUGAGUCACUCUCUUGUUUUUGCCACAAUAACUGAACCGAAUGAGGGAAUGACUCCUGUUUAGGGAGUCAGUUCCUGAUCGGACUCCUCAGCCUCCCUCCUCACACAAAGCAGAGCACUAGAGUCUGGAAAGGAGUAGUUAAAAGUUGGUUAUGUCCUAGACAUCUACUUCACCCAGAGCCAGAGCAUUAUCGGUGCAUUCACCCAAGUCACUGUGGAACCACCCCCAGAAUGUGCCAGGUAACUUCCUCUCAUGUGCCCCAGGGCUCUUUUCCUUUUCCUCAGCACCAUGUAUUUCAGUGUAGAAAAGGCAAAAUCUUAAUGUGUGUUAACUGUGUCACACCAUACUUGAAAUAAUUACUUGAGGAAAACAAGGAAUGACUGAACACAAGGUGACAUUUCCUGUCAAACAAGGGUGUGCCACAUUAGCAGAAGGCUGGGGAAAGGAGGUGAGGUAGUACUGGCACUUAUGAAACAGCUCUGUCAGAGUGUAUUAUCACAAUUCCAACUUGCUGGGAAGGGAAUUGCACCUGCUUGCAUGUGCUUAGUUAUUAUCUGUGCUUAUAAAGCACUUCUAUAACUGUUAAGUGAUAAAAUGCACUGAAUUGCAUCAUAUGGCAACUUAAAUUUAAAAUUUCUAGAUUAUGCCAGAAGGAAUAUUUUAGGAAUAGCUGUCUUCUCUCUGUCUGAAUACAUUUACUAACUGUGCAAUAUGUCUCUUUGAGAAUAUUUCUUCUCAGGAAACCACAUCAUUCUCCUGUAUCAGCCAGAUGUAUCUGUAAGGACACAAUUCCAAUAUUACUUCCACAGUGUGUAAGAUCCAGUGUCAGGCCAAAGGAAGAAAGUUACCUUUAUGGGACAUUAUGGUCAUAUGUAGCCUACAAAUAAAUACCUCUAUAAAUAAGCCUGCCAGGAUUAAAGCUAAAGGAUUGCUUCUUAGGCAGCUUCAUGAACUGCAGAGACAACAGCUGAGAUGUGUUUAAGUGUUUUGUGAUGUUCAGUGAGAUGCACCUGUGCAAAGUUUCCUUCAUGGUCUCUGUCAGCUGUUUCCCCCUGUGGUCAUGACGGCUUCGCACAGUGACUCUUUGGUGGUGUUGUUUGGGGCAACAGCUGGUGCAUAUGGGGCUAAACUGGGUUCGGAUGAGAGGGAACUAAUUCUCUUGGUGUGGCAAGUUGUGGAUCUACACAGCAAGAAGGUAGGGACACUACACAAAUCCCUGGUGAAAGCAGACAACUUGGACUUAAGUGACCAGUGUCGCGAAGUCAGUGGCUUAACACCAGAGGGACUGGGCAAAGCUGAACCACUGGACCGGGUUCUUCAACAGUUUAGUCAGCUGGUAUCCAGUGAUUUGAAAGUACUUGGAAGGAGCUCUUACACCCUCUGCAGUGAUGGCCAGUUACUCAUUCGACAAGUUCUCCACCCGGAAACAUCCAAGAAGAACUUCUUGUUGUCGGACUGCUUCUAUACCUUUUAUGAUCUGCGCAAAGAGUUCCACACAUGCUACCCUAGUUCAGCCUCCGUGAAAGAUCAGACUAUCAAAACCAUGGCAGAAUAUCUAGGCUUAGCGACAGAUGAAGCAGAGGAGGACUUUGGCGUGUGGCAAGUGAAGACCAUGGUGGCUAUAAUUUUCAGCAUGCUCUCAGAAGGUUGUAAUCACGUAUUUACUGAGCCUGAAACUGUGAAAUACAAGUAUGAAACAGGUCCUUGUAGUAAAUCUGAAACUGUGGACAGUGAGACAGUAAUACGUGCCAGAGGUUUGCCAUGGCAGUCUUCAGACCAGGAUAUCGCUCGAUUUUUCAAAGGACUCAACAUUGCCAAAGGUGGUGUGGCUCUUUGUCUGAAUUCUCAAGGAAGAAGAAAUGGGGAGGCUUUGGUUCGGUUUGUCAAUUCUGAACAGAGAGACCUUGCCCUGGAAAGGCAUAAGCAUCACAUGGGUAGCAGAUACAUUGAGGUUUACAAAGCCACUGGGGAAGAAUUCUUAAAAAUUGCAGGAGGCACCUCCAAUGAAGUGGCCCAGUUCUUAUCUAAGGAGAAUCAAGUUAUCAUCCGGAUGAGAGGCCUUCCAUUCACUGCUACUCAGGAAGAUGUCUUGGGCUUCCUGGGGCCGGAGUGCCCAGUCACUGGAGGGAAAGAGGGACUUCUCUUUGUCAAAUACCCAGAUGGCAGGCCCACAGGAGAUGCAUUUGUGUUAUUUUCCUGUGAAGAAUAUGCACAGAAUGCACUUAAAAAGCACAAAGAAAUACUUGGAAAACGUUACAUUGAACUCUUCAGGAGCACAGCAGCAGAGGUCCAACAGGUACUUAAUCGAUACAUGUCAACACCUCUUAUUCCAACUCUUCCAACUCCCAUCAUUCCAGUCAUACCCCCACCAUACACCAUUGCCACGGGCAGCAUCCGUGACUGUGUCCGGCUCAGAGGGCUUCCUUACACUGCUGGCAUUGAUGACAUCUUGGAAUUUAUGGGAGAUGCCACAGGGGAUAUCAAACCCCAUGGAGUUCACAUGGUCCUUAAUCAGCAGGGACGACCGUCAGGUGAUGCUUUUAUCCAAAUGAAAUCUGCUGACAAAGCCUUUAUGGUGGCUCAAAAAUGUCACAAAAAAAUGAUGAAGGACCGUUAUGUGGAAGUAUUCCAGUGUUCUGGAGAGGAGAUGAACUUUGUUUUAAUGGGUGGCACUUUAAAUCGUAGUGGCUUAUCCCCACCGCCAUGUAAGUUACCAUGUCUUUCUCCACCAGCUUAUGCUGCUUUCCAAACAGCAGCUGUGAUCCCAGCAGAGGCAGCAGCCCUUUACCAGCCACAAGCCCUCUUGCCAACCACCAGGACACCCCAGGCCUCUGCAGCUGCUCCUCCAGCUGUUACCUACUACCCAGCCCAGGCUGCUCAGCUUUACAUGAACUACACAGCUUACUAUCCCAGUCCUCCAGUAUCCCCUACCACAGUGGGGUACAUUGCAGCUCCUCCAGGAGCUGUGGCAGCUGCUGCCUCUGCCACCCACACUCCGAUCCUGCCCCAGCCUGGAGCCUUAGUCCGGAUGCAGGGCUUGCCAUAUAACACAGGAAUGAAGGAGAUACUCAGUUUCUUCCAGGGGUACCAGCUCCAAGCAGAUUCCAUCCUCAUGCUUUACAACUUUAGUGGCCAGCCCAGUGGCGAGGCAUUGGUGACUUUUCCAAGCCUGGAUCUAGCUAAGAAAGCAGUGGCUGAGAGAAACGGACAGCUCCUGGGAAGCCGCUGUGUACAAUUGUACCUGGUCUAAAUGAACACUCUCUGGUGGAUGAGGAAAGGAUGUUGCACUCAACACCGUGCCUUUUGCAAAAUAAGUCUUCCCUUGCCACCCAGGCAGCAACAAAUGUGCCUUUUCAGCAUAACGUGUUGGAAUGCAGCAUGGUGCAUGUCCUUUUUAAUUUGAAAAAUGGCAUCUCCUAUGCCAAAGGUAAAGUGAAACCAAACAUUAUGUAGUUAAUUUACUUAAUUUCUAACGUACCUGUGUAAAAAGAAGCAAAGCUGCUCCUGGCAUGUAGUUAAUUCUGAAGACAGUCCAAUUGCACUUCAGCUACCACAGCCGCGGGCAAAACUUAGUAGCAUUUGAAGUGGAAAACGAUGCUUGAGUCAUUCAGAUUCUUCUGUGUUUAGUUUUUAAGAGUUUACACUUGACAAAGUGUCUCGUUCUUGUAGAGUUUAAAUGUCUUUAGAAAGGUCUUUUGGAAUGCAUGGCUUACCCAGUUCAAAGCGUAGAUCAUAUUGAUUUUUGUUUUGUUUUGUUCUUGACUGGAAAAUAUCAGGAUGCUGGAUCCUGAAUGAAAUUGUGCUUUUUCAUGUUUUCAUUAGACAUUGUUUCGCAAAAGCCAUAUUUGAUCUUCUUACCAGUGUACUGCUGCCAAUGUAUAAAGCAAAAAAAAUAAAAACAACAGCAAAACCAGAAAAAUCUCCUCCUCCUACACAUAACUCCCUGCCCCAAACCCCAAAUCUUUUAAUCUCUACAGGACAAAAAUGGCACAUAAACCUGAGUACUAAUAAGUUAUAUUUUUUUAUUUAAGCAUAAUAGCUUUCAGAUACUGUAUUAAAGAUUUUGCUCUAGUUUAUGUGCAUGCAAUUUGUUUACAUCUUUAAACUACUUUAUUUGUAUAUUAUGAAACAGCAAGAUAUGUUGAAAUCUGAAUUCUCUAGUGCAUGCUUUUUUUCUUUUUUCCCCUGUGUGUAUAUACAUAAGCUAGAAGUACUUUUAUGUCAUGUAGCAUGUGUUUAAAAAAAAGACAUCUGCUGUAGAAGCACUAAAUUACUUUGUUUUUACUGUGCCUUACUUCUAAACCAUUCCAAGUGCAAUACCAGCAGAGCAAAAUGUAAUUAAUUCUGUUGUUGACAUGUUCAUGGAUGUCUGUAUUGAUCUUUUUUGUUAGUGUACAAUUUGAGUUGUACUUUAAAGAACUGAAUGAUGUAUGCUUCUUUAUAUUACAAUAAAUAAAAGAGAUGCUUA
This is a messenger RNA of Cyanistes caeruleus (blue tit), 7403 nucleotides long. NCBI's taxonomy places the organism in Eukaryota, Metazoa, Chordata, Aves, Passeriformes, Paridae. The record is from RefSeq and is a predicted model, not a curated record.